AUGGGUGGCAAAAAGAUGCGCAACUUAUCGUACAAAAAGGCUGUGAGAAGACAAAAGAGUCUUGAACAGAGCAUUCAGUCUGCCCAGGAGACCGACAAAACCCUCCGCUUAAUCCAAGAGUCUCUCACCGUUAUUGACAAACAGCUAACAGCCUACACUGCAGACAGAGUUGAUGCAGCACAAGUCCCUCAGGAAGCACAGAAAAUACAAUCUGAAUUAACAAGCCAUGAGAUUAGUUUGGAAGAAAUGAAGAAACGAAACCGGGGUAAAGAUGCUGCCAAAAGAGUGCUUUCCCAAAUUGAUGUGGCACAGAAAAAGCUGCAGGAUGUCUCCAUGAAGUUUCGCUUAUUUCAGAAACCAGCCAACUUUGAACAGCGCCUUCAAGAAUGUAAAAGAAUUUUAGAUGAAGUGAAGUUGCAGGUGCCCAAGUUGGAGAUGAAGAGUGUUGAGCAGGAAGUAGUACAAUCACAGUUGGAUCAUUGCAUGAAAUUAUAUAAAAGCCUAAGUGAGGUGAAGUCCGAAGUGGAAACAGUGAUAAAAACUGGGAGGCAGAUUGUUCAAAAGCAGCAGACAGAGAACCCAAAAGAACUGGAUGAAAGGCUUACAGCUUUGAAGUUGCAGUAUAAUGAAUUGGGUGCAAAGGUGACAGAAAAAAAGCAAGAGUUAGAGAAAUGCUUGAAAUUGUCCCGGAAGCUAAGAAAAGAAAUUAAUGCUGUGGCAGAAUGGCUUGCAGCGACAGAUGCAGAAUUGACAAAGAGAUCAGCUGUGCAGGGGAUGCCUAGCAAUUUGGAUGCUGAAAUUGCCUGGAGCAAGGCAACACGGAAGGAGAUUGAGAAACGCCAGGUCCAUCUUAAGAGCAUCAGUGAUUUAGGAGAGAAUCUGAAGACAGUGCUGAAAGGAAAGGAAAGUCUAGUGGAAGAUAAACUCAGCCUCUUGAACAGUAAUUGGAAAGCAGUAACUUCACGUGCUGAGGAAUGGUUCAAUCUGUUAUUGGAAUAUCAAAAGCACAUGGAGGCUUUUGAUCAGAAUGUAGCUAAUGUCACAACUUGGAUGUAUCGUGCUGAAAUACUGUUGGAUGAAUCUGAUAAACAAAAGCCCCAGCAAAAAGAGGAAACUCUUAAGCGCUUAAAGGCUGAGCUGAAUGAUAUGCAUCCAAAGGUGGAUUCUGUGUGUGACCAGGCAGUAGACUUGAUGACAAACCGUGGAGAUCACUGCAGGAAAAUAAUAGAGCCCAAACUGUCAGAGCUUAACCAGCGAUUUGCAACUAUAUCACAAAGAAUUAAGAGUGGAAAGCCCUUCAUUCCUUUGAAGGAAUUGGAGCAAUUUGAUUUCGAUAUACAAAAAUUGCUUGAGCCACUGGAGGUUGAAAUUCAGCAGGGGGUGAAUCUGAAAGAGGAGGACUUCAAUAAAGAUAUGAGUGAAGAUGACGAGAGCACAGUGAAAGAAUUGCUGCAAAGGGGCGACACGCUUCAAAAGAGAAUCACAGAUGAGAGAAAACGGGAGGAAAUAAAGAUAAAACAGCAGCUGUUGCAGACUAAACAUAAUGCUCUCAAGGACUUGAGAUCUCAAAGAAGAAAAAAGGCUUUAGAGAUUUCUCAUCAAUGGUAUCAGUACAAGAGGCAGGCUGAUGACCUAAUGACAUGGCUGGAUGAUAUUGAGAAAAAGUUAGCCAGUCUACCAGACCACAAAGAUGAGCAGAAGCUAAAGGAGAUUGAUGGAGAAUUGGAGAAGAAGAAGGAAGAUCUGAAUGCGGUGCACAGGCAGGCUGAACGCUUGUCUAAGGAUGGGGCUGCAAAAGCAGUGGAGCCAACCCUGAUACAGCUCAGCAAGCGCUGGCGAGAUUUUGAGAGCAAAUUUGCUCAGUUUCGAAGACUCAACUAUGCACAAAUUCAAACAGUUCAUGAAGAUACAACAUUUGUGGUGACUGAAACUAUGACUGUGGAAACCACUCAUGUGCCUUCUACAUACCUGGCAGAGAUCCUUCAGCUUCUGCAAGCCUUGUCUGAAGUAGAAGAACGCCUUAAUUCUCCUGUUCUACAGGCUAAGGAUUGUGAGGAUCUCUUCAAACAAGAAGAGUGUCUCAAGAGUAUUAAAGAUAGCCUGGGGAGACUGCUGGGUCGUAUAGACAUUAUUCACAACAAGAAGAUACCGGCUUUGCAAAGUGCUACACCAAGGGAAGCAGCAAAUAUACAAGAAAAGCUAACUCAGCUUAAUUUCCAAUGGGAGAAAGUUAACAAGAUGUACAGGGACCGACAGGCACGAUUUGACAAAUCUUUGGAAAAGUGGCGACUUUUUCAUCGUGACAUGAAGAUCUUUAAUCAUUGGCUGACUGAAACUGAAGAGAAGCUGUCGAGAGCACAGGUUCCUGAAAACUGGCAUCAUACUCGUUACAAGAAAAUCUGGUACCUCAAAGAGCUUCAGGAUGGCAUUGGGCGACAGCAAACUGUUGUCAAAACAUUGAACGUAACUGGUGAAGAGAUUAUUGAGCAAUCAUCAACAGCAGAUGCUAAGGUGCUGAAGGAACAACUGGAAAGUUUGAAUACCCGGUGGCAGGAGAUCUGCAGACAGCUGGUAGAGAAAAAGAAGAGGUUAGAGGAAGAAAAGACUAUUUUAUCAGAAUUUGAAGAGGACUUGAACAAGUUGAUUUUAUGGUUAGAGGAAGCAGAAAACAUUAUUGGUAUUCCCCUAGAACCAGGGAAUGAAGACCAGUUAAGAGACUGCCUUAGCAAAGUAAAGUUAAGAGUUGAAGAGCUGCUGCCACACAAGGGAAUACUGAAACGAUUAAAUGAAACCGGAGGAAUAGCACUUGGAAGUGCAUCACUGAACCCAGACAAAAAACAUAAGCUUGAGAGUACACUCAAGGAGGCUAACCACCGCUUGUUAAAG
Tauraco erythrolophus (red-crested turaco) is the source of this 2886-nucleotide messenger RNA. NCBI's taxonomy places the organism in Eukaryota, Metazoa, Chordata, Aves, Musophagiformes, Musophagidae. The record is from RefSeq and is a predicted model, not a curated record.